Messenger RNA from Triticum aestivum (bread wheat), 726 nucleotides. Its product is annotated as protein CASPARIAN STRIP INTEGRITY FACTOR 1. The coding region runs from base 183 to 440 and encodes 85 amino acids. The record is from RefSeq and is a predicted model, not a curated record. Lineage: Eukaryota; Viridiplantae; Streptophyta; Magnoliopsida; Poales; Poaceae. The transcript has 3 exons.
AAUACUAAAUCCAUUCUGUUCUUUCGGACAACUCACAUCUGCAGGGUGUUGGUUCCUUUGUGUCCAAACCAAGGAAAGGCUCCCCUCCUCUCUCCCCCGCCAUUACCUUCUGUCUGUCUCUGUCUCUCUCUUGAAGCUGAGGAAAGGUAGCUGCAUGCUCUCCUUGCCUGCAGGCCGGCGCCAUGGAGGCCAACAAGCCUAGCUACUAUCUCUUCGUCUUCGUCUUCGCGGCGCUCCUCUUGUCCUCCAUGGCUGGAGCGCAGAGGAAGUUGCUGAUGAAUGAAGAUGAUGCAGGAUCGACGAUGCAGCAGGAAGACGACGAGGUGUUGGUGGUGGUGCACGGCGGGAGAAUCCUCAGGCAGGUGAAGACGAGCGACUACGGGAACUAUGACCCAACUCCGACCAUGGCCAAGCCUCACUUCAAGGACAUACCUAACUAACUGACCAUCUACAUAUAUAUCUGAGAUCAACGGCUGGAUAUACAUAUACUGCCGCUACGUGCUUCAAAGAUCAAGAUCUCAACACCGAUGGCAGGGUUAAUGCUUUCAUAUACAUAUAUAUAUAUGCGAGAGUAUGAUGUGUGCUACAUAUUAUUUGUCCCCGAAUAAAUCGUAUCUCAUGUAUCAAUGCACGACACGCGUGUGGAGCUUAUAUAUGUCUAUAUGUAUGUACACUAGUUUUGUGUGGAUAUAUAUACCUGGUGUGUGCAUCCUUGUUUGGUACUCA